CGGCCUGCCGGCUUGUUUGGAGCCGCCUGCCCUUCAACACAGCCGGGGGCCGGGGGAGGAAGCGCCGCGUGGCAGUCAGCGGCGGCAGGAGUGGGGACCGGCCGCGGAGAGGACCCGCUUCGCGCAGAGCCGCCUAUAAGUGCUUCCUGUAAAGUAUUUUGUAGAAGAAUGCAUUCUUCAAAGAAUAAAAAUGUAGAAAAGCCAGAACCAUUUUAUAGACUUUCAGCACCUAAGCAGAAGACCAGUGCUGAGAUAAUAAAUGAAGCACGAAAUGCACUAAGGACUUUAAGGACUCAGAGGCCAUUUACACCUAGAGAGGACCAAAGGAAACUUUUUGGAUCUGCAUCUUCACGAACACUAGAAAAUAGACCACCUUCCACUUUUAGUCUCCAUGCUUCCAGUUUUGAAUCAGGUGAAUCAAGACCGGUGUCUGGUACACGUCUCAGCCCACUGGACCAUAAGCCAAAACUACUUUCAUCGCCUAUAAAAGAUGAAGAUUCUUCCAUUUCCUUCCCGAAGCCUCCAGUGGACCCAAUGGAGGUUAGGAAAGUCAGCAGUGCCCGGGCUCGCUUAUGUAGAACAGCUUCUCAAGGAAAUCUCCUUCCAGAUAAAAUAUUUCUUCCUGAUGAGAAUAAGGAAGGGGUAAAUUCUGAAGAACCAGCUACCAUGGAUGAUCUUUCAAGGAGAAGUAAUAAAAGUUGUUUAGCAGAACUAAGUCCACACUCCAAUUUUAAGGAUGAUGGUAUUCCACUAAUUUAUAAUGAGCAUAAUAAGGCAGAGGAGCAAGACUUCUUAAAAGAGGCAGUAGCAACAUCUCCAUUGCAAUUCAGAAGUGGAAGUGACCAAAUUAAAAACGGAGACAGGGCUUCAUCAAAUCUAAGCAGGAUUAGCUGGAAUACAUCAGGAAGCAAAGCAGGCUCAGAGAAUGACUCAAGAGUAAAUGAAACAGAAGAGGAAGAAAACUACUGGAAUGUAAAGAUUGUACCAAUUAUAUAUGAAUUAGAGAAUGAAGACAAUAUAGAAAACCUCUGUCGUGCCUGCACCAGCCUCCAUCAAGCCUUGGAAGAAGGAAAUAUGUUUGGAAAGAGAUUUAAAAGAAGAAGUGCACUUCUGAAGCUAUUAUAUAAACUAGUUGACAUUGGUUCAGACCCACUUGGCCUGAAACUGGCAAGAAUGAUUCUGGCUCUGAAAGUAAGUGGAAAGAAUCUGCUCAAUGUCUGCAAGCUUGUGUUUAAAAUUAGUAGAAAUGAGAAAAAUGAUUCGCUCAUUCAAAAUGAUAGUCUAUUGGAUUCUUUGUUGGAGAUCCUGAGAUUUGAAGAUCUACAAACAAACAAUGAGGCUUUUCUGUAUUGCCUGGGAGCAAUAAAAUUCAUUUCUGGAAAUGCAGUGCUCCUUAAUGAACUGGUUAACAAAGGAACUGUUGAAAUAUUGUUUCAGUUAAUGAAACAGAUUAAUAAUAUUAAAGAAAGUGACACCCGUUUCUCCAACUUGGGCCACCUAUUAGUCCAGCUGACUGCUACUUUGCGAAACUUGGUUGAUUUACCUCUUUCAAGAUGCCAGCUCCUGUGUAGUGGUGCAGUUUCAGAGCUCUGGGUGGUGCUGGAGCAGCGUAUGAAUGAUAAGGAUAUAUGUGCCAAUAUUGUCAGAAUAUUCAGCAAACUUUCUUCCUACAAUGACUGCUGUGCAGCUCUGGCAGCAUGCUCCAGAUGUUAUGUCUUAUUUUUAGCCCUUCUAAACAAACACCAAAAGAAGCAGGAUUUAGUUGUCCGUGUUGUUUUCAUUCUUGGCAAUUUAACAGCGAAGAACAACCAGGCCCGUGAACAAUUUUUUAAAGAGAAAGGAAGUGCUGACACCCUGAUAUCAUUAUUCCAAACGUACAAUGAAUUUGAUUUGAAUACAAAAAAAGAGAAACAUGAAGGAGAAGAAAAUAAAUCAAAACAAAAGCAUCCUUCAGAAGCAGAAGAUGUCCUUAUCAAACUGAUAAGAGUGCUCGCCAAUCUCUCCAUUCAUCCUAAUGUUGGUGCUGUUCUGGCAGCUAACCAUCACAUUGUGGCAUUGCUUAUUACUGUGCUAGAAUACAAGUCAGUUGAUGACUGUGAGGAGCUGGUGAUCAACGCUGCUGCAACAAUUAACAAUUUAUCCUACUACAAAGUGAGGAAUUCUGUAAUCGAAGACAAGAAGCUGCACAUUGCAGAGUUGCUUCUAAAGCUGCUAAUGAGCAGCAAUAUGGAUGGAAUUCUGGAAGCUGUUAGAGUCUUUGGCAAUCUUUCCCAAUACCUUGAGAUCUGUGACUUCAUCGUACAGAAGAAGGUAUACAAGUACAUGAUUGCUUUGCUCGAUGCCAAACAUCAAGAUGUCUGCUUUUCUGCCUGUGGAGUUCUGCUAAACCUUACUGUGGAUAAGAACAAACGAGCUAUACUAAAGGAAGAAGGAGGAAUUAAGAAGUUAGUUGAUUGUUUAAGAGACUUUGGGCCUACAGACUGGCAGUUGGCUUGCUUGAUAUGCAAAACGCUGUGGAACUAUAGUGAAAAUAUCACAAAUGCUGCGUCAUGCUUUGAAGAAGAUGAUAUCAAUACACUCCUAGUGCUGCUUGCAUCGUUUUUAGAUGAGGAAUUAGCAUUGGAUUACAGCUUCGACAGAGAUUUAAGGGACUAUCACAAACUGUAUUGGGAAACAGAGUUCAAGCCUGUGGCACAGAAGCUUCUCAACAGAAUUCAAAGCCACCAUUCCUUCCUUCAGCCUAUAACUAUUACUUCAUUUUAACCUGGGGGCUGCUAAAAAACUGUUAAUACAAACCGCAGACUAUUUCAGCUGUUUUAAAAUAGUAGUAGUAAAUGCAAACAAGGUUUGCUAUUAAUAUAUUGAAAAUAACUCCAUUAAGUGCUGAUUAUUUUUGUAUGUAGAUUGUAUAUUUAACUAUUUCUGAUGCUACCUAUACAUUUUCAUUGGCAAGCAUGCUGGACAUUAUGGGACAAAUGAAUAACAUUAAUUUAUCUCAUAGCUAGACUGAAUACCAUCUUUUGAGAAAGUUAGUAUUUGUAUAAUGUCGCUUAAAAAAUUAUUGAUGUAAUGUGGCUUUUCUAUUAAUUAAAUUCUGUUGCGGGUUUCUUUGGUGGAAAAGUUUGUUCACAGCUGAAAAGAGACUAUUUGAAUAGUUUGCCAAACUUACUACUUAUACUUGUUAGAGUCCCUCCCCUCUUCCCCCUCCCCCCCAAUGGGCACAUGGGAAAUCCUUGGCAGCAAGGAGCUAUGCAUUAUAAAAAGAUUGUUCCGCAGCACACUACGUCUAUCUACAGAUUUGGGCUUGGUACGUCUUCUCCUUCAUAAAAUUCCAGAGCAAAUUUUACUUUUGGAGUUUGUUCUUUUCACAAGAUUCUCUCUUAAACGAAGCACAGGAGCUUGAAUUUUUUUUUAAAUGGUAAACUGGAAUUUUCCCCUUUUUGUGAGAAAGGGAGACAUCAUCUCUUUUCCUCCUCUUUCAUGGGGAUUUCCCUCUUCAUUGAUGAGAGAGGGGAAACUCUAGCCUCCUACUCUAAACUGCUGGGAGAGAGUCUCUCUACCAUCCCCAUUCUUGGCUGGGGAUUAUUUUUCCUCUCCACUGGAGGGAUCAUGUGCUUUAUCAUUUUCACAGGGAAGCUGGUGAUCAGCUAUCUCAGCUUUCUUCAGCUCUGGUCUGGGCAAGAAUCUAAUGGAUCAUGAGCAGCCUUCUUUCUCCCUCUUUCCUUUAUGCAUGACUAGUCCUGGCUCUGUCCUUGAAAUAAGAGGAAGAAUUAGUAUUAUAGGACUAGUCAUGCACAACAGAAAGGGAGAGAGAAGGCUGCCCCAAUCCACUGAAUCAGUGCCCAAACUAGAGAUGGAGAGAGCUGGGAUGGGGCGGGGGGAUGUGCCCGUGCAAUAUUCUACUGUUGGUGCAAUGCAUCCUGGGUACUUGUUUGAAUACUGUUGGCCAGCAGUUUCCCUUGGAAGUUUUGAAUCUAUCAUGUGUCUUAGUGCCUCCAACUGGGGGCAUAAUAUGUGUACCCAGCAUUACUCAGUACUCAAGAUCUGAUGCUACUUUGGUAAAGCUGCCUCCCGUUCAUUGUUUAGGCAGACUCCUAUCACUCGCCUCCUGUGCUCUAGGCUAUGGCUUGUGAACCACCAACAGUGGAAUACACCUCUACCCCCAUAUAACGUGACCAGAUAUACAAAUUUGGAUAUAACGCAGUAAAGCAGCACUCCGGUGGUGGGGGGUGGGGAGAAUGUGCACUCUGGCAGAUCAAAGAAGUUCGAUUAAUGCGGUGUCACCUAUAAUGUGGUAAGGUUUUUUGGCUCCUGAGGACAGCGUUAUAUUGAGGUAGAGGUGCACAUAGGGACUUGAAGAAAGCUAUUUACCUUACAGUAACUGUAAUUCUUUGUGUUGUCCAUAUAUGGCAGUUGGGGUUGGCCUGCCCUCUGCACCCUCACUCAGAGGCACAAGGACAUUGAGGGUAUAGGAGCGACAGCCGCCCCACCCCCCCAAACAUUGGUGGCCAAAAGAAUCCAAACUCAAACUACAGGGUCCAUGUGCACCAUCAAUGGAAUAUAAGCUGACAACACAUAUCAAAAUAGUAUAGUUAAUGUAAGGUAACCACAGCUUCCAUCUAGAAUGAGAAGGUUUUCUCUUAGAUAUCAUCCUUCACUGUUUUAAGGGCAAAAAGCUUGAUGGUAUCAUAACCAACAUACAAAGCAGUGCAGAGUGGUAAUGCUUGAAAAUGUGUGUAGGGUUGAGAGCGAGAGAGCAUUUGGAAUAUUAUUGAAGGAUCAAAGUGUCUUUGGGCCAUAGGGGAAAAAUACCUCUUAGGUUUAGCUGCCUCUGUUGGCAAAAGGAUGAGUACAGCUCUCUGAGCAACACUGUAACUCCAGUUUUCAGAGCAGAAAUCUCCCCUUUGUCUUUACUGCUGCCUGGAGUUAGAUGCAGUUCAACAGAGCUAAGUUUUAGGAAUUGCCCUUUAAAGCCAAGUUCUUACUCUAUGGUUUUGGAACAUCAAAAUCCUGUUGAGAGGAAAUAGCAGAUGCUUCCUGUUAGUUACAAUUUUGUGACAGUUUAUUAAUCUUUCCCCCACAUCAUUUUAGAUAAUGUUUUAGCUUUUGGGGCUGUAGUAUCUUUCUAAGCUAUUUCUAGAAUGUUCCUACUCCACUAAAAUGGGCUUUAGUUUUCAACUGAAAUACAAGUAGCAUUUAAUGAAACUGUUCACAAUUAAGGUUCAGAGGUAGAAAUAAAUGAAGCAGAUUGUUAAUGGUAUAAAUCAGAAUUAGCAUGUGUGUGCGCAAUACCUCUAUAAUAUCAAACCACUUCUUUAGCUAGUAGCUGAAAUAUUUUCUUUUAGUGUCUGGCUCUCUUUCAAUAGGUACUCACCACAGCAAUUGUAUAUAGACUAAGGCCACAAGGGACCAUCAUGAUCAUCUAGUCUGACCUCCUGCACAUUGCAGGCCACAGAAACUUCCCCACCCACUCCUGAAAUAGACGCUUGACCUCUGGCUGAGAUACUGAAAUCCUCAUGGAGCUUGAGGGCCAUGGUCACUAAUGCAUCUUUCUUUUUGUAGGGCCCUACUCUGCCUGUAUCAUAACAUUGUUUUAAAGAGCAAUCCUGUAUCCCUCUAGGCUCAUACUAGCUUAUCCUCAGCAAGAGCCAGCUUGAUUUAGUUGAGUGAGCACAAAAGGCUGGCAGCCAGAAAUCUUGUUUUAAUUCCAGCUUUGCCACCAAAUUGCUCUGUAACCUGCUAAAUCGCAGUCUCCUUUUCCCAAUCUCCAGCAUCAGGCUCUCGUAACUAAUCAUCACCCCUCUAUUAGCUAGGUAAUAUUUGUACAACACUGCAUGUAUGUGUUAAGUACUAUUAUAAUACAUUGCAGGAACAUAGUCAAGAAGAAUUUGACAUUACUCACUCUUUUGUACAGUGCAAUAGAUAGUGGGGACUUGUUAAAUUUUUUGUUUAAGCCUGGCAGCACUGAGUAGAUUAUUCUUCAGUGACAUACAUGGUGACUCAUGCAUUUACUAAAUGAAGACUGGCUUAAUUGAUUAACGAAUGUCCUUUCUCUCCUUACUCAACUGCUGCUUGGUUUUAACGCAUUCUAGCCCAUGAAAGUUUCUUUGACUGAUUGAUAAUUUAUAACACAAGUUCUGGAACUAGACUCACUAAAGGUCACUAGUAUGUUUUAUCUUUGUACUUAAUUCUUUUGAAAAUACCCAGGGACCUGGCAGGUUUGAAAAAAUCAAGUUGGAAAAUCUCUUCUCAUAGGUCAUGGUAGGGGAGUAGAGUCAGGGAGGGAACAAAUAAUGGUCUUGAACAAGCAAGAGAAGGUGGUACUGACUAAAGAUAAAAUGUCUACUGGGGUGAACUUUGUAUUUUCCCCCUAAAACUAAUCACUACUCCCUUAAUCUGACCAACUGAAAAAUUAACAGGGAGGUUCCGUCAGCUUCACAAGUUAUAUAGGAGGUUUGCUCAGCUGUGCCUCUCACAGGCUUUGAUCCUUUAGUGUAGUUUAAAGCAAUAAGGUGGUGUAAAAUAAAGAACAGAGAAAAAAGUUGCUACCCUUUAUUUAAAAAUACCAGUAAUACUGACAGAUUUCAAAAGCAAUUCACACUCAUAAAGUGUUCCAUGUAUUCUCUGAAACCAACUGUAUAUUGAACAUUAUCAUUUUAAUGUUUUGAUUUACUAAAAAAUAGAUGUUUUUCAGCUUAGUUACUUAAGCAGCUGCAAAAUCAUUAAGACUAGCACUGGGCUUGUGAUACUCUGGACUGCCAAACAGUCAGUGUAACAUUCCCACACCUUAGCUAGCUCCUAGAAACAAAAAAAUGCAGGACAACAAAGGAAUGGGCAUCAGUGACAGAAAAUGUUCAUCCUUGGAAAGCAGAUUAAGGGGCAAUUCAUGUAUUUCUACACUUACCUAAAUAGCUUUCAGGACUGAAUUUCCCCAUCCCCUCCCUACAGCAAGACAACUGCGCUUUGGAUUUCACCGAAGAAUUCUGAACACAUUGUCCUACAACAUGUUUUUCUUUAAGGCGAUACUACAAGUAAGAGAAAUCUCUGUUACCCUCAAAAUUGUCAGUAUGGCCUGAAGAAGAUUAGUUCUGACUUUUAAGAAGAUGCUAAACAAGGGGGCAUGUUUUCUUUAAAACCACACACAAUGUAGGUUCAGAAUACAGCAGUGCUCAUUUUCACUUACAGCUUAACUGGAACAGCCAGUCUCAGUUCAUUCCACCAGCACAAAUAGCAGCAUCCGGGUUUUCUAAAAUUAUUCUUACGUAUCAAAAGCAGGAGUCAUCAAGGUGCACUUUUUUUUUUUUGCUUCUUAUGCUCCAGCUCCCAUUGUAUUUAACCUAA
Molecule: messenger RNA, 7341 nt
Organism: Gopherus evgoodei (Goodes thornscrub tortoise)
Lineage: Eukaryota; Metazoa; Chordata; Testudines; Testudinidae
Gene: ARMC2
Product: armadillo repeat containing 2
Exons: 18
Coding region: 169-2763 (864 amino acids)
Biological process (GO): sperm axoneme assembly; cilium organization
Molecular function (GO): protein binding
Source: RefSeq, a predicted model, not a curated record